Molecule: messenger RNA, 3356 nt
Organism: Cercocebus atys (sooty mangabey)
Lineage: Eukaryota; Metazoa; Chordata; Mammalia; Primates; Cercopithecidae
Gene: RAB33A
Product: RAB33A, member RAS oncogene family
Exons: 2
Coding region: 2514-3227 (237 amino acids)
Biological process (GO): Rab protein signal transduction
Cellular component (GO): endosome; Golgi apparatus
Molecular function (GO): GTP binding; GTPase activity
Source: RefSeq, a predicted model, not a curated record
AUUAAAAAUUAUAUUUUUAUCUUUUUUUUUUUUUUGCAAAAGCAAUAUAUACUCAUUGAAUUAAUUCCAAACAAUAUAAGUGGAAGUCCCCCAAAGUCUCACCCCACAGAAGUAACAGACACCUUUUAUUAGGGCAAGAAGCCCAUUUUGAGAUAUCAUAUUUUCAGAAAUCAAAGUUUCUUCCUUACAAAAGUAGACUCAGUGACAAGUUUUUGCUAGAAGCAUACAUUGAAAUAAUCUUAUUAUGUACAUAUGUUUAUUUUUUUAUAUGUCUCAGGAAGUUGGCAUUCUAGCUGUGGGUUGGCAAAGGGCAAAGCCCCUUUCUACUUUGUGUACAGGAUGUGCCUAAUUAAUAGUUACCCCUCUCCGCCUUAAAGCUAUGCUGUAGAUAAAGAUCAUCAGGAGCAUUAGCUUCCAAUACAGAGGGGAACGAUCCAGCAAACCAAAACCAAAGAUACUGUACAAUGAUGAUUGAUACAUAAUACAAUGAAAACUGGUAUUCAUAAGGAUGAUUUUGGAUUAGCCAACUAAGAUUAAAUCCUUAUCUGGGUAGUUUUAAUGCUGAGUAGUAUAAUCUAGGGUUUUAGGAAUGGGCGACCUGCAUAUAUGAUAUAGCUGUAAAUAUAUCUGCUAGCUCAGCUUAUAAACUUAUUAACUGGAAGACGCCAUUCUGAGUAACUUGGACGUCCUUGAGUAGUUACAUUCCAGUUUGCCCUCAGAUAUAUCACUUAUGCACUAAACUGUUUUUCUCUCAGCAGAAAUGGAUUUGGUCAUAUUUGUCUCUUCCUGCAGCUCAGCCUCCCAAAUAAGAUGGCAGCUCAACUGUGAUGCUUGAAUCCCUGACCUUGAUCGCAUUAGCAAUAACUCACAAGUCAGUGCUAGUGACAUGUGUCAGUGUUACCUUAGCUUAUGAAAUAUGUAGGGGGAGAGAUGAAGUCUUAAAAAUAAAUGGGUGCACUUUAUCAUAUGUAAAUUGUACCCCCAAUAAAGUCGAUUUCAAACAAAUUCUGAAUCUGCGGAUGACUUUAGGGAGAGGGAAUACUGGUCUUGACCAAGAUGUGUGUGAUGAUUAGUAAGCUUUGGGAAGCAGCCCCCUAAUAUUGUAAGGAGAUUGUGUUCAUUUAUCAUCUUCCAAGCAUAAUCUAGGCUUCUGGCAAAUUAGACUCAACCACUUUGUUCUACAUUCAGCUGCAGGGGGAGUGAACCCUCCUAGGGAUUCCCAACUCCCUCUGAAACUCCACCCUUCUGGAAGGACUUACGGUUAUAUGGAGGGCUUGGGAGUGGAAGGCACUGUGGAGCUUAUGUUAUGUCCCAAGAUCCUCCACCUGGGCCAGUAAUGGCUAGCCCCAUAAACAAAGUCCCCUUUUGCUGGAACUGCCACCACUAGCUUCCCCCCUUCUCCUAGCCUCUGUGUGGCCCUCUCCCGCGGCGAGCCUUCCCCAUUGGCCAGCCAAACACAACCGACUGCGGCAGCCAAUAGGAGCCGCUCUCCUGAACAUUCAGAGGAUGGGUGCUCGUGGUGUGAUGAGGGGAUGUUGGCGCCUGGUACGCGCCCCCCUACAUCUGGCAAGUCUGUGACAGAAACAGUAACACCCCCUAAACACGCACACGCGCGCCCGCUGGCUCCCUCCUCUCAACUGUGCAGGCCCGGGACAACCCACUGCGUGUCUUGGCAGCGCCCUCUCAGGCUGCCUGGGGCCCGUGAGUGCACCUGCUCACUCAAUAAGACAGAAUAUCCCUUUAUCCCAAGGCGCGGGUCGGGUAGAGGGUGGGGGUAGAGGGGACGGGGUAGCGGGGACCGGGAAGGCGCGGCUCAGCUGCCGGCUGCUCCCGAAGUGAAAGAGGUGCCUUAGCCCCCACCCCAUCCCUGCAGAGUUGCGUUGCUCCAGGGAGGCCGAAGUGAUCCAGUGAUGCCUUAGGGUGCAGCUCUUUGUCCUCCCCAGCUGCGCUCCCUGCCCGCUGAUCCCGUGCGCUCCGAGCCAGUGGGGGUGGGGAGCCCGAAACCUAUAACAUAAAUGGGGGCAAGGAGAAAGAAGUCUAUCCCGGGGUGGCGUGUGCUGCUGUCCCCACCCCCUCCCUUUCCUCCUGAGGCUUCUUCCCUCCGGUCGGUCUCGGGGGUGCAGGCAGGGGAGAGUGUGGGCCGAGGCGCGGCGGCGGCUGGAGCAGCGCCGUAGGGUCCUUCGCCAGAGCAUCCGGUCCGAGGGCGCACACAGGCAGAAGGCUCGCUGCUCGUCCACUCUCCUCCCUCUCUCCUCCUCUCCCUGGCUUUUGUGUUGGUGCCUCCGAGCUGCAAGGAGGGUGCGCUGGAGGAGGAGGAGGGGGGCCCGGAAUGAGAGGCACCCUCUUCACGCGCGCGCGCACACGGUGCCGGCGCACGCACACACGGGCGGACACACACACACGCGCGCACACACACGCGCACAGAGCUCGCUCGCCUCGAGCGCACGAACGUGGACGUUCUCUUUGUGUGGAGCCCUCGAGGGGGGUUGGGGCCCCGGUUCGGUCCGGGGGAGAUGGCGCAGCCCAUCCUGGGCCAUGGGAGCCUGGAGCCCGCCUCGGCCGCUGGCCUGGCGUCCCUGGAGCUUGACUCGUCGCUGGACCAGUACGUGCAGAUUCGCAUCUUCAAAAUCAUCGUGAUUGGGGACUCCAACGUGGGCAAGACCUGCCUGACCUUCCGCUUCUGCGGGGGUACCUUCCCAGACAAGACUGAAGCCACCAUCGGCGUGGACUUCAGGGAGAAGACGGUGGAAAUCGAGGGCGAGAAGAUCAAGGUUCAGGUGUGGGACACAGCAGGUCAGGAACGUUUCCGCAAAAGCAUGGUCGAGCAUUACUACCGCAACGUACAUGCCGUGGUCUUCGUCUAUGACGUCACCAAGAUGACAUCUUUCACCAACCUCAAAAUGUGGAUCCAAGAAUGCAAUGGGCAUGCUGUGCCCCCACUAGUCCCCAAAGUGCUUGUGGGGAACAAGUGUGACUUGAGGGAACAGAUCCAGGUGCCCUCCAACUUAGCCCUGAAAUUUGCUGAUGCCCACAACAUGCUCUUGUUUGAGACAUCGGCCAAGGACCCCAAAGAGAGCCAGAACGUGGAAUCGAUUUUCAUGUGCCUGGCUUGCCGAUUGAAGGCCCAGAAAUCCCUGCUAUAUCGUGAUGCUGAGAGGCAGCAGGGGAAGGUGCAGAAACUGGAGUUCCCACAGGAAGCUAACAGUAAAGCUUCCUGUCCUUGUUGAAACCAAACGGUGUAAAUACAAGAUAAAUUAUCACUGGAGUUUUUCUUUCCCUUUUUUCUGUGCCUGCAUAAUGCUGACACCUGCUUGUUUCCAUACAAAUUGAUAUCAAAAUAAAAUUUGUAUAGAUUA